AUGGAAUCAAAUCACAAAUCCGGGGAUGGAUUGACCGGCACACAGAAAGAAGCCGCCCUCCGUGCGUUAAUUCAGCGAACGGGAUAUAAUUUGAUCCAGGAAAAUGGGCAGAGGAAAUAUGGGGGACCACCACCAGGCUGGGAUGGCCCUCCACCAGAGAGGGGCUGUGAGAUCUUCAUUGGGAAACUGCCCCGAGACCUCUUUGAGGAUGAACUUAUUCCCCUCUGUGAAAAGAUUGGCAAAAUCUAUGAGAUGAGGAUGAUGAUGGACUUCAAUGGCAACAACAGGGGCUAUGCCUUUGUGACCUUCUCCAAUAAACAGGAGGCCAAGAAUGCAAUAAAGACACUCAAUAAUUAUGAAAUCAGGAACGGGAGACUCCUGGGGGUCUGUGCCAGCGUGGACAACUGCCGCCUGUUUGUGGGGGGCAUCCCCAAAACCAAGAAGAGGGAGGAAAUCCUAGCAGAGAUGAAGAAGGUCACGGAUGGCGUCGUGGAUGUCAUCGUCUACCCCAGUGCAGCCGACAAAACCAAAAACAGGGGCUUUGCUUUCGUGGAGUACGAGAGCCACCGGGCAGCAGCCAUGGCCAGGAGGAAGCUGCUCCCAGGAAGGAUCCAGCUGUGGGGACACCCCAUCGCCGUGGACUGGGCAGAGCCAGAGGUGGAGGUGGAUGAGGACACCAUGUCCUCAGUGAAAAUCCUCUACGUGAGGAACCUCAUGCUCUCAACCACCGAGGAGACCAUAGAGAAGGAGUUCAACAGCAUCAAACCAGGUGCAGUGGAGAGAGUAAAGAAAAUUAGAGACUAUGCCUUUGUGCACUUUAAUAAAAGAGAACACGCAGUGGAGGCCAUGAAAGCCUUGAAUGGGAAGGUCCUGGACGGGUCCCCGAUCGAGGUGACGCUGGCCAAGCCGGUGGACAAGGACAGCUACGUGAGGUACACGCGUGGCACGGGCGGCAGGGCCCCGGUGCUGCAGGGCGACUACACCUACACCUUGGGCCACCUGUACGACCCCUCCACCGCCUACCUGGGCGCCCCGGUGUUCUACGCACCCCAGGCCUACGCGGCCAUCCCCAACCUGCACUUCCCUGCCGCCAAGGGGCUCGGCAGCAGGAGCCUCCUCCGGCCCCCCUCCGUCCGAGAAAUUUACAUGAAUGUACCUGUAGGGGCUGCAGGCGUCCGAGGCCUGGGAGGCCGCGGCUACCUGGCGUUCCCGAGCCUGGGGCGUGGAUACCACCUCAAGGGAGACAAGAGGGGAGAGGAAAAGCUCUACGACCUCCUGCCAGGGAUGGAGCUCACCCCCAUGAACCACGCCACGCUAAAGCCCCAGGGGAUCAAACUCGCCCCUCAGAUCUUAGAAGAAAUCUGCCAGAAAAACAACUGGGGACAGCCUGUGUACCAGCUCCACUCUGCCAUCGGCCAGGAUCAAAGACAGCUCUUCCUCUACAAAAUCACCAUCCCUGCCCUUGCCAGCCAGAGCCCCACCAUACACCCCUUCACACCGCCCAAGCUCAGCGCCUACAUCGACGAGGCCAAGACCUACGCAGCAGAAUACACCCUGCAGACCCUGGGCAUCCCCGUGGAGGGGGCAGAGGUGCCUCCUGCAGCGCCAGCUUUUCCAGGAUACACCAUUGCCAACGCAGCUGCCACUGUCACAGCCACUCAGCUGAAGCAAGCAGUGACAAUGGGACAAGAUUUGGCCACGUAUGCGACCUACGAAGCCUAUCCUGCCUUCGCUGUCGCUGCACGGAGUGACGGCUACGGAGCCUUUUAA
Messenger RNA from Cinclus cinclus, 1770 nucleotides. RefSeq names its product APOBEC1 complementation factor (gene A1CF). NCBI's taxonomy places the organism in Eukaryota, Metazoa, Chordata, Aves, Passeriformes, Cinclidae. Gene Ontology annotation, molecular function: mRNA binding. Bases 1 to 1770 code for a protein of 589 amino acids. Gene Ontology annotation, cellular component: nucleus. The record is from RefSeq and is a predicted model, not a curated record. The transcript is spliced from 11 exons.